Lithohypha guttulata is the source of this 7344-nucleotide messenger RNA. Its product is annotated as Mitochondrial distribution and morphology protein 12. The coding region runs from base 1 to 7344 and encodes 2447 amino acids. The record is from RefSeq and is a predicted model, not a curated record. Gene Ontology annotation, biological process: phosphatidylinositol phosphate biosynthetic process. Gene Ontology annotation, molecular function: metal ion binding; 1-phosphatidylinositol-3-phosphate 5-kinase activity; ATP binding. NCBI's taxonomy places the organism in Eukaryota, Fungi, Ascomycota, Eurotiomycetes, Chaetothyriales, Trichomeriaceae. The transcript has a single exon. Gene Ontology annotation, cellular component: fungal-type vacuole membrane; endosome membrane.
AUGCCUUCAGAUAGCACCUCCACCUCCAUCUUCUCGCCUCCUCAGAACACGAGUCCUCGCCGAGCUCGUGGAGAGUCAAGAGCAUCUCUCGCUAGCAAUGCAGCCACUCGUUCUAUUAGCCACCCGGCUAAUGAACAUGCCGUUCCAACGUCUGUAGUCCAGGACCUCACGAGCUUCAGCGAUUUGACCGAGCCUCCUCCAAGCACAUCUCAGCCAGAGAAUAAAGGGUUGACUGGUGAUAUUCAGGGUGGCCUGUCCGGGUUAUACAGCAAGUUUAAGGCUACUGUCGGAGGCGUGAAAGAUUCGGAUAGAACGAUCGCUACAACGCCAACCAUUCACACCACCCCAGGCACCAAUACAAGCACAACCUCUGGAAUGACUUCUCUGGUUCAGUCAUCCCAUGUGCUUGCUUCUGAUACUGCCAACAAAAUGGAACUAUCCAUGUCUAGGUUUAAUCCUAAAGCCGGCAAGCUAGCUAUGUCUUCUCCUGGCCUCCGUUCGCCCAAUGCUGCAACUAUGCCUGCUAAUCUGGCCGAUCCUGCUCUGACCGAGCUCACGAUCCACGCCACGAGCAAUGUAAGGUCCCAUUCUCGCGCUGGCUCCUCUCAAGGUCUUGAUGACUCCCAUCACUCUGACCGUUCCGUCCUGAGUCCUUCUGACGAGCAGAAUCUUCGAAAGGUACUUUCUAAGAUAGAUCACGACUCCCGUUCUGCUCUUCCGAGACACGAGCGGCAGCCACCUUCCUUGACACGCAUUGAUACUAAAAUCUCAACUCAUUCCAGGAAUAAUUCCGAGGUUCCUGCACAGAUCCAGAAACCCAAAGACAUUUCGAAAAGUCAUCAUGUCCCACAAACUGCCACCAAGGACGACCCUCUGAUCAAUGUUGUUCCCGUCCAGCACGAAUCCCCCAUUGAUCGUCGUUCUACGCUCAGCCCUCUGGAUCUUCUCGCAGAUCACGAUUCUGGCUAUCAAAUCACUGACUCCGUCACCACCCGACGAGCUGUAUCACCUACUUCUCAAUCAAAGAUCUCUGCUCCAAGACCUGCUCAUAAAGUCAGUCAUUCGAAACUGCCUGGCUUUCAGGGCUCUCGAGCAUCUUCCACAGAUUCUGGUCGCACUUCUGGCAUUCUCGCUGUCAAUAAGGAUACUCGGGCCAUCCCAGAAGACGGCUAUACGGAAGAGUACCAAUAUACACAUUAUCCUCGACCGUCAAGCAGACUCAGAAGUCGUCUCCUGGCUAGAGAAUUCUGGAUGAAAGACGAGAAUGCCCGUGACUGCUUUCGCUGUGGCGAACUUUUUACUACCUUCCGUCGGAAACACCACUGUCGGAUUUGUGGUCAGAUCUUCGAUAAUAAGUGUACCGCUCUGGUUUCAGGCACGUACUUUGAUCUGCCUGGACCCAUAAGGGUUUGCAAACCAUGCGAGGCCAUUAUCACCUUCCACGACGACGACUCUUCUGACUAUUCUGAAGACACUACAGCCGCUGACCUCUCAGCUAGGCCUCGUACGCCCGACCAUAGUUUGGCGCGCUAUGACGACGACAAUGUGUCAAUGGUCUCGCAGAGCUUGGAGCACAUCUCGAGGACUCCCGUAAUGAACUAUCCUGUACGUCGUGCUUUUGACAAAAGCAAUCGCUCCUCUGCGAUAUUCGAGUUUGACGCGCCGGAUCGUGGCUUGCACAGACCGAGCUCUUCUCGUUCCCUGAGGACAGCACAUGCUAUGACUCACGGCCACAAGAGGCAUCAUUCAAAACACACCCACAUUCGCAGCCUGAAACCCUAUCACGAGGAGCGAGUGCCCUUUCAGAGGCAGAAUUUGGACGACGUGAAGGGCCAGAGGACAUCAGCCUUUCACCGCGAUAGCGUGAUAGACCCUGAGCUAGCACAGUAUCUAUCGGAUGAUGCUUCCAGUGACGAUGAACCCAUUUUACAGCCUUCCGCUUCUUCCGAAAAGCUUUCCAGAAGCGGUCCCGACAAUGAUAGAACGACCAUCAGUAGUCUUCUAGCUGCUGUAAGGAAGGGUCGGUCUAGAAUUGGUGAUCGAAGUAUUGCUGGCUUUCUCAAUCUCAACGCUCGCGACGCUGAUGAUGCUGCAAGCCUGGUGAGUGCGCGAGCUAUUGAUGGAUCCAAGCCUUCGCGUAAGAGGAAUUUGAGUGUCGCAAGCAGUGUUCAUACAAGACCUACGCCUCGUGCAACAAGGGAGCGUUUGCAGAUUGCUCUGCCAGUUGGAGCUGAAGCCGAUGCCACAACAACUACAAUGUCUCGAGGCUCUCGUAUGAUAAGGAGUGCUUCAAUGCAUGGUCUAGGUGCACCUAAGAUGGAGCUCAACCGUGCAUCGUUACAGCAUGUCCACAAAAUGCUAAGGCAAUUGCUCAACCGAAGGAAGAUACAAAAGAUCUCGAGUUGGGAGAAUGCACUUAUGCCUAUCCUUCUGAGAGCAACUGACGACGUUGACCCUGAUGUCCAAGGUGGUGAUGAUCUUGACAUCAGGCAUUACGUCAAGUUGAAGAAGAUACCUGGUGGAAGGCCAAUGGACACUUCGUACACCUCUGGAUACAUAUUCAGCAAGAACGUCGCCCUGAAAAGCAUGCAGCGCACUAUUUUGAGGCCAAGAAUUCUGAUCAUCACAUUCCCCAUUGAAUACGCGAGGACAGAAGCACAUUUUAUGAGCCUUGAUCCUGUCAUCCGCCAGGAGAGGGAAUAUUUACAGAAUCUUGUCUCCAGAAUCGCAGCACUGAAGCCGGAUGUGCUUUUAGCCCAGAGGAAUAUUUCAGGGCUUGCUCUAGAACUGCUUGACAAGGCCAACAUUGCUGUUGUUUACAAUGUCAAACCUUCGGUGCUCGAAGCCGUUUCCCGCUGUACUGAUACAGCGCAAUACAGCUCGAUGGAUAAGUUAGCCUUGCCUGCCGAAGAACUUGGCACAUGCGAGCUCUUCGAAGUCAGGACCUAUCUUACCAAUGGACGGCGAAAAAAUUACAUAUAUCUUUCAGGGUGCGAUCCCAAAUUGGGGUGCACCAUCGCACUGCGCGGUGCUCCUCGAGAGGUGCUGAUCGGAAUCAAAGAGAUAGCAGACUUCAUGAUUUAUGUCGUGUACAAUCUUAAAUUGGAGACAUGCCUAAUGCGCGACGAAUGGGCAUCCUUGCCUUUGAGCGAUGAGUCAGGACGAAAUCUUGGAACAACCAAAGUACGAAAACAAUCUAGUCCUUCAAGAGUGUCAAACGAGAAUACCGUUUCUAGCGAUAAUCAGAUCCACGCACAAGGCGAACAGCCGUUCGAUAAGGAAGCUGUUGGUCCUGAGCCAGAGAGUGAAAUGAAGGUCAAGAAACGAAACCCGAACGAGAACCCGAAGAAUGUCCCAACACCAAAGUUCUAUCAGUACAUGGCGGACGAAGACGAGGACAAAGUGCUAUCAUCAUCGCCUUUUGUGAAAUUCUCUCCACCUUACCUAAAGACACGUGCGCAAGAGUUGGAAAAACGUGUCAAUUGGCUUCAGAAACUACGAAAUCAAGAUCUUUCGGACAGUGUCAGCCCCGAGGAGAAGGCGAAGCAGAAAUUUACUCUUAUUGUACCAGAGAUGGUGCACAAUCCCUUCAAAGGUGCAAGCCGAAAAGUGCGCGAGAUUGUGCAUGCAGUACACAACUCGGAAUACGAGAAGGCACUAGAUCAUUACCACGCCCAACGCAAAUUAUGGGACACGCUCCGGGAAAACAAUUUCUAUCUCUUUCAACCGGAGGCUCACCAACAGAUUGUUGUGCUUUUUAGCACGGUAUCGACAUUCACGCAUGUACCCUGCCUAGGUCCCGAGAUCUUAGCUUUCAAUUACUACGAUGACUCCGAAGCUAGCUCUAACACCCGAGUGGAGGCAGACUGCACAUUAGGACAAUACGUAGAAGAUCUUUGCUAUAGAGCCAACGAUAUUUGUCCUGCUCUAGAGUCGUGUGGAAAGAGGAUGCACGAACAUCAAAGGCAGUAUGUCCAUGGUGAAGCUCAAGUGACCGUAUGUCUAGAGCCCUACCCACCAAAACUUCGUGGCAUGCAAGACGUGAUAUUGAUGUGGAGCACUUGCAAAAUAUGUGGUACGGAGACGACUGUCACACCUAUGUCUCAGAGCACGUGGAAAUACUCAUUUGCGAAAUAUCUUGAGCUGUCGUUCUGGAGUGCAGACUUACACGCCCGAGCAGGGAUUUGUCACCACGACCUGCAUCGGGACCAUUUGCGGUACUUUGGCUAUAGAGGUUUUGCUCUUCGUGUGCACUACGAUGCCAUCAAUCUGCUUGAGGUUGUGGUUCCCCAUAUGCUAAUCACUUGGAAGGUCGACAACGACCUGCUUUUCAGAAAUGAAGUGUUCACUAAACUGGAACAUCGAAUCACGAGAUUCAUGGUCUCAGUCAAAUUGCGAUUAAAGAGCAUCAACGUUGAAGCACUUCUCCCAGAGUCCGCAGAACCCUGCCGGAGUGCAGUUGAACGUCUGACACAAAAGGCGAAUGAGGACCACAUCGCACUCAUCAAAUUGCUGCAGGAACAAUACACAAACUCUCGACAUUGGGAAGUCAUCCCCCUGAAUCUAGCCAUGCGCCUGUUGCAGCAGAAGGUGGCUGAGUGGGAUGAGGCUUUCCUCAAGUUCGAGAAAGACUUCUUUCCAUCGGAGAAAGAUAUAAGACGGCUUGCAACUUUACAACUGAAAAGGAUUUUUCUUGACCGUGAUGUCUCUGUCACAUCGCUGACCAGUACUGACGAGCUACCAUCUCCAACAGGUGUGAUCGAGCCAGUCGAAGAGAAGGAUCCAGAAAGCCCAGGCACUACACGCAAGCUUUCUCCGGAGAAGACUCAAAAUGUCCUACAGUCGGUCAUGGAGGAGCAUAUCGGCAGCAGUGCUUCCGCGGAUGACGAGAAAGCGGGUCGUUCGGUAGUGCCAGUUCAACCACAACCAGUACCCACUACCGAGCGCCUGUCGAUUCCUAACGACCUACAUCGUGCCUCUACAGACCUAGGGCAUCUUGAUCUUGCUGUAUCCGGGUCAUUAUCAAAGUCUGCCACAGUACCCGAGAUUGAACCCUCUGAUAUAAGCCCGAGGGACAAUGGCUCUGAGGCGAUUAUUUCUUCGAGUCCCAAAGAACGCUCAAACAUACAUGAUAAAGAAGACGAUGUUCCUGAGACAAAAGAGCGACAAGCCUCAGCCGACGAGGUAUCCGGUCCUACAGCAGCUGCUAAAGAACAAUUAUCCGCGCCUGGACCUCCUGUCUCUCGACGUAGCACUAUUAGCAGACCUAACUCGCCCAUGCUAACCAGGGCACAAUCCCAGCCCCUAGGAUCGGUCCCACAACGUAAAGAUUCUACAAUGUCAAGGCAAAGCACGUUAUCUGCCCUCAACGCACUGAAUGGCUUCGGCUCCGGACUUGAUCGCAAGACUUCUGACGCUCAGCAGGAAUCUUCUCAGAAGAAGCUUAGCGAGCGUUUCGGGCUCUCUCAGAGCAAACACCACAAAUCGCUUAUACCACGUGCUAUCAGCAACCGGAAGGAUUCUCGAGUCUCAAACCUCGCAAAACAUUUUGAGCAACUGACAAGAGAAUUUGAGCAAGCAAGAUUACGAGAGCGACGACUCAAGGCAUCAACAGUUUCAAGAUCACAAAUCUAUCCAUCUUUUGCGCCGAAGCCGACAGUCGAAGUCUACAAUACGGUUGAUGAAGCCGUAAGUGCCGUCGACGAUUCGGAAGAAACACUAGACAUUCCCGAGAACAACACUGUUGACUCUGUCGAGACAACAGCCCAGGCGAUGGCAAAGACCAAUCGACCUCCUGCGCCAGGAAACGAUGUUCAUGAAGAAACCGAUCACACUGAUACCGCGCCUAGUGCUCCAGAACCUAAUGUUGACUUGCAGCCAUCGAGUCACGCACCGUCAGACACCGAAGACAAGACAGAUACAGAGGACGACGAAAUUGAGGACAUUCUUCUGCCCGAUAGUCCCGAAGAUUUGCUGCGACUUUCGAAGGAAGAUGUCGAGUUCAAAGAGUUACCGAAACAUGAGCGAACCUCGUUGAUGAAACUGCUAACGAACUUUUGGGCCGAACGUUCUUCAAGUGGUUGGUCGAGCCUAGAAUAUCCCCUAUCAGCGUCUGACCACAUCUUUCAAGAUUGUGACAUUAUUGUGCGUGAGGACGAGUUGAGCUCAUUGAUCGCCUUUGCACUUGACUCCGAGGCGUACAAAGCUCGAAUGCAAGAGAUCUCGGCCCAGACGACCAAAGAACAACUCCUCGCAAUGUCCAAAGAGGAGCGAGAGAUGACACCUGCCGAGAGAUCAAUGAAGUGCAAGAACAGCAACCACUUGAGGUAUGCCUUUACUGAAAAAGACGCGAAAAUGCUGUGCAAAGUGUUCUUCGCAGAGCAAUUUGAUGCAAUGAGACAGAAAUGUGGUGUCGCCGAGCGAUUUGUUGAAUCCAUGUCACGCUGCAUGAAGUUCGACAGCAGAGGUGGAAAGUCCAAAUCACUGUUCCUAAAAACACUGGAUGAUCGCUUUGUGUUGAAAUCCCUGUCGCCUGUGGAGACGCAAUCGUUCCUGAAGUUUGCUCCACAGUACUUCAGUAUGGUAUCGGAGGCCUUUUUCCACGGCAUGCCCUCUGUCAUUGCCAAAAUGCUAGGCUUUUACCAAAUCAUCGUGAAGAACCCUGCCACGGGUGUGGAGCACAACUGGUUCCUCCUUGUUAUGGAGAACCUCUUCUACGACCGAGUACCAACACGAAUAUUUGACCUGAAGGGAAGUAUGCGUAACCGCAAGGUCAAUGCAACAGGCGAAAGGAACGAAGUACUACUUGACGAGAAUAUGGUCGACUACAUUUAUGAGUCGCCACUUUUCACUCGCGAGCACAGCAAAUUAGCUCUCCGCAAUUCUGUAUAUAACGACACACUGUUCUUGGAACGUAUGGAGGUGAUGGAUUAUAGUCUCAUGAUCGCCAUCGAUGAGGCACGAAAGGAACUAGUGAUAGGCAUAAUCGACUGCAUCCGUACUUAUACGUGGGACAAGAAGCUCGAGUCGUGGAUCAAAGAUCGAGGGUUCAUUGGUGCGGUGGCUAGUGGUGUUGCUGGCGCAGCUGUCAGUGGCCAAAAGAAUCGUCCGACAGUGACUAGCCCGAAAGAAUACAAGAAACGCUUCAGGGAGGCAAUGAUUCGUUACGUACUUGAGGCCCCUAGCUGUUGGUCGCGACUUCGCACAAGAGAAGAGGAGGAGGAGGAGCGGCGCAUGGCACGAGCUGAGGCGAGGCGGAUGGAGCUCGAGAAACGGAAGAAAGAUGAGCAUGGGCACGAGGAGGAUCUCGAGCAGCCCCAUGAAGAGUCACAUAACCCUGAUUGA